AUGGCUACAACUUUUUCGGAAUUCGCUUAUUCUAAGAAAUUUGAAGGAGACGCGGAGCGCGAAACCGCAAGCAGUACUGCCAAUGCAUGUGAAGAUUCGGAUCUAAGUCUAUUAUCCAAAUUACCAGCAGAAGUAGAAUUCUCGAAUGGAUCUAAUGCUAAAUUAGAGCAAUCAAGUUCUUAUGAAGAGGGCUCGACAUGGGAAAUGGUAUCAAGUUCCGAUUGUUCUGAUGAAGAUUUGAUAUGGGAGAUGGUACCAGGCAGUAAUGAGUUUGUGUCAGAGAUCUCAGGGAAUUGCUUAGGGGAAUCAUCGAUAAGUGAGUCUUGGGAACUAUGCUGA
Molecule: messenger RNA, 339 nt
Organism: Protopolystoma xenopodis
Lineage: Eukaryota; Metazoa; Platyhelminthes; Monogenea; Polystomatidea; Polystomatidae
Source: the annotation of a GenBank genome assembly